Olea europaea var. sylvestris is the source of this 1314-nucleotide messenger RNA. RefSeq names its product gamma-tubulin complex component 3. Gene Ontology annotation, cellular component: gamma-tubulin small complex; equatorial microtubule organizing center; spindle pole. Gene Ontology annotation, biological process: cytoplasmic microtubule organization; mitotic cell cycle; meiotic cell cycle. Gene Ontology annotation, molecular function: gamma-tubulin binding; microtubule minus-end binding. The transcript has a single exon. The record is from RefSeq and is a predicted model, not a curated record. Lineage: Eukaryota; Viridiplantae; Streptophyta; Magnoliopsida; Lamiales; Oleaceae. The annotation marks the transcript as partial.
UCCUAAAAUUAAAAUCAAAAAGCAGGAAAACCUUAAACAGACCAACCCCCGUCUCUUCUUCCUCCCCCCAACUCCCUUCAGUUCGCCAUGGAAGACGACGAACAGAGAAUAGUAGAUCUGGUUAAAGAACUAGUGCAUCGCUUACUCUACAAUGCUCAAAACCCUAAUUCUUCAUCCUCUACAGUUCCCGCUAGACAGAAAUACAAUCAAGCUCUUAAAUACUCUCUCCGCAUUCUCUCAAGCCGCAUGACCCCGUCGAUAGUUUCUAACGAAUCCGCUAUGGUGGAGUCCAUCAAACGCCACCUUGUUACCGCCGGUAAGUCCUCCGAAGCCCUUACUUUUGCUGACCUUUACUCCAAAUUUUCACUGAAAUCCGGGCCUGGAAGCGUAAAGAACAAAUGGGCUGUUGUCUAUUUGCUCAAGACAGUUUCGGAGGAUCUAAAAUCACGGAAAAACCAAUCCCCCAAUAUAAUUUCUAGUGGGUUCUUAGACUCUGCGUUGGCUGGUGGAUUGCCUACAUUGCUUGAAAACACUGAAUUUAAUAAUAAUUCUGGGGGUAUUGGCAACUUGAUUAAGAAUUUGAAUAUUGAAGAAUUUAAGGAUGGUCCUGAUAAUCUGUUGGGUCAGGGUUAUAAUUUUCAAUCAUUGAGUAAUAUGGGAAAAUUGAAGAAGAAUCGAGGUGAAGGAACACUGGGCGAUUAUUCUAGUAACUUGAAGCGUUUAGGUGAUAAUUUGAGUGGAUUGAGAGUCGGAGAGAAUGUCAAAACGGGAUUAAAGGGAGGUGUAUUGAUGGUUUCCAAGGACCCAGAAAAUAUUCGUGAAAUGGCGUAUAGAGAAUAUGCAGACUUGGUAAAGGAGGAGAACGAGGUGCUAGAAGAGGUUUUGGUGAGGGAUGUAUUAUAUGCAUGCCAAGGGAUUGACGGUAUGUAUGUGAAGUUUGACGAGAAGAUAGAUGCAUACGUGUUGCAAGAUUUCAUCAAGGUGUCAAGGGCUACUGGGAUUCUGGUACGUAAGCUCUGCGAGAUUGGGUGGUUGUUUAGAAAAGUGAAGGGAUAUAUAACAGAAACUAUGGCUCGGUUUCCAGAUGAGGAUGUUGGGACUGUUGGGCAGGCAUUUUGUGCUGCAUUGCAAGACGAGUUGUCUGAUUAUUAUAAGUUACUGGCCGUGCUUGAAGCGCAGGCAAUGAAUCCUAUUCCAUUGGUUUCAGAAAGUGCACAUUCAGGGAACUAUCUAUCCUUGAGAAGAUUGUCAGUUUGGUUUGCUGAACCAAUGGUGAAGAUGAGGCUAAUGGCUGUUUUAGUUGAUUGCUGUAAG